Molecule: messenger RNA, 1415 nt
Organism: Xiphias gladius (swordfish)
Lineage: Eukaryota; Metazoa; Chordata; Actinopteri; Istiophoriformes; Xiphiidae
Gene: rpusd4
Product: RNA pseudouridine synthase D4
Exons: 6
Coding region: 103-1245 (380 amino acids)
Biological process (GO): pseudouridine synthesis
Molecular function (GO): RNA binding; pseudouridine synthase activity
Source: RefSeq, a predicted model, not a curated record
GGUGCGACUCGGAAGAGAUUUAACGGCGAGCAGCGCACGUUUCCUCUGGAGUUUGUGGUCGUUUCUCCAGCUUAAUGUCAAAUACCUCCACUCUGUGCCACAAUGAACAGCUGCAGUAGAGUCGCCUGUAAGGGUGACUGGCCCUCCGGCCUUAACACCCUCUUCUCUCGGAUCAAACCACGGACGAACUGCCGCCGGGGCCCGGGGGCAGCGCCGUGCCACAGCCGGGGCCGGGCCACCGCCGCGGGAGAGAAACACCGCCGGACAGCGAUCGACCUGGCCCGGAAGGUCCGGCAGGAGAGGGCGGCGCCGACGGCUGCCGAGGCUCCGGUGUCCGGCCAGCAGAGGAGGGUGAUGGAACUGAAACGGUUCAGUCUGCAGCUUCAAAAUGUCCAUCCUAACGUGCUGGCCAAACACCUCCACAGAAGCGUGCUGUACCAGGGUAAAGAUGUGGUGGUCAUCAAUAAACCCCAUGGUGUCCCUGUCCGAGAUGACUCCAAGGUCACAUCCAUCUCCUCUGUGCUUCCUGUCCUUUCCAAAAUGAUGGACGGGAUGAAGAUCAAGUCUGAUUCUCAGCUGCUCCCCUGUCUGGGACUGGAGAAAGAGACAACAGGAGUUCUCCUGCUGGCCAGGAGUGAAGAGGCAGUGGAGCACAUACUCAACCUGCACAGAAGUAACCAAGUGGAGAGAAAAUACUGGGUCAUCACAGUGGGUGUACCUGUGCCAUCUGAAGGAGUGAUUGACAUUCCCAUUAUAGAGAGAGAGGUCACGGGCCCUCGGCCACACUACAAGAUGGCGUUAAGUCCUCUUUUCAGAAUGAAUGCUGCAGGUGAUGGGGUAACCAAAGUCCGUGGUCAUCGGCAGGCUCAUCCUGCUGUGACCAAGUACAGAGUCCUGGACAGCAGCAGUGGUUGCAGCCUUGUUGAACUUCAGCCUUUUACCGGAGUGAAGCACCAGAUGAGGGUUCACAUGGCUUUUGCUCUGGCAUGUCCCAUUCUAGGUGACCAUAAAUAUUCCCACUGGAGCAAACUGGCACCCCAGAAAUUACCGGAACGUGUGUUGGGAAAGCUCGGACUGGAACAGAGCAACAUCCGGUAUCUUCCUCUCCAUUUGCAUGCUCGACAGCUGACACUGCCAGAAGCCAGUCAAAUAGACAUCAACGUGUCCUGUCCGCUGCCUAAAUACUUCACACACACACUGAAACGACUGCAUUUAAACCCUCCUGAUGAAAAAGAUGACAAAUGAUGACACCCUUGCUUUUUGUUAAAUUCUUUGCAUUCCAAUGGAUGAAAGAAAGUGUGUUACCAUUUAAAUUAAAUGAAAAAUUAAAGGUUUUUUUUUUGUAUCCCUGUUGUGUAGAAAAUGACUGUACAGUGCUAUACAACUCAUUUUAGUAAUAAAGAAAUGAAACAUAA